This is a messenger RNA of Olea europaea var. sylvestris, 2850 nucleotides long. Its product is annotated as G-type lectin S-receptor-like serine/threonine-protein kinase At4g27290. Lineage: Eukaryota; Viridiplantae; Streptophyta; Magnoliopsida; Lamiales; Oleaceae. The transcript is spliced from 7 exons. The record is from RefSeq and is a predicted model, not a curated record. Gene Ontology annotation, molecular function: protein serine/threonine kinase activity; ATP binding. Gene Ontology annotation, biological process: protein phosphorylation; recognition of pollen. Bases 217 to 2649 code for a protein of 810 amino acids.
UUUCAUAUAUUUGAAGCAUAAUCUUAACCUUAUAAUACUUCAGAUUUGGCGAUUGGAUGCAAAUUAUCAAUCCUCUUGAUAAUUUUUCCAAGUUUAGUUAUAAGGCGUGUGCACUAAACCUCAUAUUCAGUCAAUAUGCAUUCAAGCUUCUGCUUAUUGCCUAAAAAGCAAUUCUGUUAAACCAGAAAAAACGAGAAAAAGAUCAGAACUAGAACCAUGAAGAUAUCCAAUAAAUAUUCCCACUUAAUUUUUGUCUUAACUUUUUUUAUGUCCAUCCAGAAAAUCUCCAAUCAAACAGAUACUAUAACUACUACACAGAUCCUUAGGGAUGGUGAGACCAUAGUUUCAUCAGGUGGCAUCUUUGAGUUGGGAUUUUUCAGCCCUGGAAAUUCCAAGCAUAGAUACGUGGGCAUGUGGUACAAGAAAAUAAAAGUUAAGACAGUAGUAUGGGUUGCCAACAGAGAAAUUCCAGUCUCAAAUACAUCAGGAAUAGUCUUAAAGGUUAUCGAGCCAGGACUUCUGGUUCUUCUAAACGAAUCUAAUGGUGGUAUCAUAUGGUCAUCUUAUACAUCCCGACAUGUGAAAACUCCAGUUGCAAUAUUGCUUGACUCAGGAAACUUAGUUUUGAAAGAUGCAAAUGACGAUGGCCAAGGGAAUUUCCUCUGGGAGAGCUUUAAUAAUCCGACUGAUACAUUGUUACCAGGAAUGAAGCUUGGUUGGAACUUUGGUAAGGAGGUCUAUCUAUCAUCGUGGAAUAACAAUGAUGAUCCAUCUUCCGGAGAUUUUACAUAUCACUUAGAUCCUAGUGGUUAUCCACAACUUGUUAUGAAAAGAGGUUCAGAUGUGGUGUUUAAAACUGGACCUUGGAACGGACUAGGCUAUAGUGGGAUGCCAGACUUGAGGAAUAAUUCUAUUUUCAAUUUUGGAGUAGUUAUAAACAAAAACGAGGCAUACCAUGCUUACGAGCUCCUUGGAUCAAUUAUUUCAAGGUAUGCAGUGAAUCCAAGUGGUGUUGCAGAGCGUUGGAUGUGGAUUAGUCGGACGCAAAGUUGGGUGGUUUACAUUACUGCUCCAACAGAUAAUUGUGACAGAUAUAAAGUGUGUGGUGCAUAUGGUAGUUGCAAUAUCGAAAAUUCUCCUGUUUGUGGAUGUUUGGAUAGAUUUCUGCCUAAAGAUCCAGAAGGUUGGGAUAGUGCAGAUUGGUCGGCAGGAUGUGAUCGAAGAACUUCCUUGAAUUGUCAAAAUGGAGAUGUAUUUCUCAGGUAUUCAGGUAUUAAACUGCCAGAUACACAAUAUUCUUGGUUUAACAAGAGUAUGACACUCGAUGAAUGCAAGGUAGUGUGCUUAAAGAAUUGCUCGUGUAUGGCUUAUAGUCAAUUGGAUAUAAGCAAAGGGGGAAGUGGAUGUCUACUUUGGUUCAAAGACCUAAUUGACAUCAGACAGCUUUCGGAAGCCGGACAAGACAUCUACAUUAGAAUGGCUUCUUCUGAAUUAGAGUUGAAAGGAAGGAACAAAAAAGUUCUCGAAUUAAGUUUGUCGUUGUCAAUAGGAAUGAUUCUGCUUGGACUUAGUCUGAUGUUGUAUCUUCGAAGAAGGAAGAAAAGAAAUCACAGGCUCAGAUCAUUUGGUAGGCAAGGACACAACAAAGACAUAGAGAUACCAAUGUUUGAUUUAUAUACAAUAUCUAAAGCUACCAAUAAUUUUUCAGUUAAUAACAAGCUCGGGGAGGGUGGGUUUGGACCUGUUUACAAGGGACUGUUUGAGGAGGGGCAGGAAAUUGCAGUCAAACGGUUAUCAAGAAAUUCCUUCCAAGGACUUGAUGAGUUCAAGAAUGAAGUUAUCUGUAUAGCUAAACAUCAACAUCGAAAUCUUGUGAAGCUUCUAGGUUGCUGCAUUGAAGGAGAAGAAAAGAUGUUAAUUUAUGAAUACAUGCCUAACAGAAGUUUGGACUUGAUUCUAUUUGAUCCAAUGCAAAGUGCAGUUCUUGACUGGCCAAAGCGCUUUCACAUUAUCAAUGGUAUUGCUCGGGGUCUUAUGUAUCUCCAUCAAGAUUCCCGUCUAAGAAUAAUCCAUAGAGACCUCAAAGCUAGCAACAUUUUGCUAGAUUCUGAUAUGAACCCAAAGAUAUCAGACUUUGGCCUGGCUCGAUGUUUUGGAGGAAACGAGACUGGAGCUAAUACAAGCCGAGUAGUUGGAACAUAUGGCUACAUGUCCCCAGAAUAUGCUAUAGAUGGUCAUUUCUCAGUGAAAUCAGAUGUAUAUAGUUUUGGGGUUUUGGUGCUUGAGAUAGUGAGUGGCAAAAGAAACAGAAGAUUUUCUCACAGAGAUCACCACCACAAUCUUCUUGGACAUGCAUGGAGGUUGUACAAAGAAGGAAGGUCUUUGGAAUUAGUCGAUGCUCACCUUGACGUCUCGAGCUAUUUAUCAGAAGUGCUUCGAUCGAUCCAUGUGGGACUUUUAUGCGUUCAACAGUGUCCACAAGAUAGGCCAAGCAUGUCUGUAGCUGUGUUAAUGUUAGCGAAUGAAGGAUUGUUGCCUCAAGCUAGACAACCUGGUUUUUUCACAGAAAGAGAUGCUGAAAGUUCAAGUAGCACAACCACUGCAAAUUCAAAAAACCAAAUGACCAUUUCACUGGUGGAAGCAAGAUAAGUAAAUUAGAUACAAUAGUUACCCUGUUUUGCUUUUUUCGUUCUUCAACCAAAAUACUGUAUUUGUCUUCCAUUAUAAACAUUAAUUUUCUAUUAAAGAAAUAACAUUCUCCUCUGUAAUUGAUGAAUUUAGCAAACAUGAUACCACUGGCAAAUAAAAUCAAGUGAGUAAGUCAAUAAAGAUUGUAUUUUAUUCUAAUAA